UCGCGAAGAGAGAACACCGCGCCAGUCAGUCCCCGGCGACCGAACCUGUAUAAUACACACAGUAAAAUAUACGAAUCAAAGAAGAAGAAGAAGAAGAAAAAGAAGAGAGAGACGAAAUAAGGAAAGAGAGUGAAAGAGAAAGGGACUAAGGGGGGAAAAAAAGGGAGCGCGAUAUAGAAAAAAAAAGAGAGAAAGAGCGAGAUAACGGUUGAGCUUCGCACUGGCGUCAGUUAUUCGGCUGAACGGCUCAACUGCUAGUCGAUGUUUCAAAGCGCGCCGCUCAUUUCAUUUUCAUAUAUAUAGUUCUCAUUCGAGGUGACAGCAUUAAAAUCACGCGCAUUAUCCUUUCAAAGGACAUAAUGACACUAUUGUUGAUACCGUUUACAAUAAUCACGGUACAAUAAUUAUUCGAUAAACGGGAUUUGUGUUUAGAGCGCAAGCUUACUUUAUAAUAUUUGGAUUAAGUGCCAGAAAAACCUUUUAAAAUAUGGCAAGACAUAUUCAAACGGCCCUUGUAUUAUCUAUCUCUACUCUCCUACUGUCUGUGUCAGCGGACAGUUCUGUUCACACAAUGUCCAAGUAUCAUCAACUGAUCACGUCAACAACCCUAAAUUGGCUACCUCAUAUACAUUAUACUGCCACAAAUGAAGAGAUUGUUAUUGGCAGUUUUGAAGACUCCUCGAAAACCAUAUAUGUGUGUAGAGCUCUACAUAAUGGGAUUUUUGUUACCGGCAGUAUGAAAGAUGGUGAAAAGAAUUGCUUGGUCACUUCACUGAGCAGUGUUAGAUCGUAUAGUAAAUAUGAUCUUUUACAAAAUAUUGACAGUGCUGCACGUGUCAGUUGGGUCUAUUGGGAUAAAUAUCAAGAUAUUCCAGUUGGUGCAGUUUCACCCUCUAACGAUGAAAACUAUUUUGUUGCACGACACAUUGUUGAUGGAGUAAAUUCUCAAUAUGAUUCUUAUGAACAAAUGCAUUACAUUGGUACACUAAAUACCAAAGAUGGACUUGGCAAAAUAACCUACACAAAGAAGGAUGGUACUGAAGGAUCGACAGAAAGUGGACAGAUUCUUGUGGAAACUGAGCCAUUUCGUUAUGAAUUAAAUUCCGUGAAAUUGAAUUUUAUUAAAAAACGAGAGAAGAAAAGGGAGAGAAGAAUACUGGGACAAGCAACCCUCAGUAAUACAGGCACAGAAUCAGGAAAAGUGGCAGAAGCAUUCACGUAUGAGUACAAUUAUACUCAGUACUGGGGUCAGGGUCACGCUAUUCUCAAAGGCCUCAAUACUUCAGUAACACUUCAAAAUAAAACAAAAUUACCUGACAUUGUUUGGGGAAUUCCCGAAAGUAAAGUUCAAAUUGAUGUUAAAACUGUGGAAUAUCUAUUGGAACCAGGAACUGGCGUUAAUGUAACACUACUUGGAAAUUAUACAGACUUGGAAGUGCCAUAUAUGGCAAAAUUAGUUGCAAUUUAUGAUGAUAGUACGGAAAAAAUUCGUUCAAUAAGCGGAGUACGUCAAGAAGAAACAAUGCUUGAUGUUAGGCCAUUAUUUAGUCCUGUAUUCUUUUUAAAUAACAAUAGUUUUGUUCCUACAACAUUACCACCACCAACGACAACAACUACAACAACAACGACGACAACCACAACAACAACAACAACCACUACAACAACAACAAUUGGUCCCGAAUCAAUAAUAAUGACAAAAGACAUGCCCAAUAUAGAAAGUUCCAAUUCAGAAAUGGAAGACGAAAAUAAAAUAAUACCAAGAAAAAAUGAUGGUACAAAUAUGCAAAACGAUGACGGAGGACCACUAUCGUUAAAAAAUAAAAUUGACAGCAAUAAUUCAAUGUCAAAUAUCUGUCUACCAAAUCUUUUAACGAUAACGAUAACAAUUAUUAUUUCACACAUUAGAAUUACGUGAAGAAACUAAAAAAAAAUUUUUUUUUUCUCAUUUAACCUUCUAGAAUGCAUAAAUUUACAAUAGACCUAUAAUAUAUAGCAUCGUAGAGUAUUGUCAAAUGAGAGAGAAAAAAAGAAAUCUAUAUUAUAUCGCUGUACUUUCAUCUGAUGUAAGCGAUAAAAAAAAAAAAAAAAAAAAACUAUAUGACAAACUCUUUUGGCUAUGUUUGGUAUUCAAACAUAAGCUUGCCUUUUUUCAAAAUAAAAGAAGAAAAGAAUCCUUGAUAUUUAAAAAACACAGAAAAAAAAACUAAAUAUAGUUGUAAAUUUAGCGUAGAGAAAGAUCUAUAAAAAAAAACAAAGAGCUAGUCUCAAGAGUAUUAAGUACAAGCGUCAUCAGCAAAAAAAAAGAAAGUCUACAGGAUUUCAAAAGAAAAAAUAUAAAAUCGUUACAUUCCGUCUUGUACUAAUCUAUAUUAAAAAAAAAAUAUGACGGUUCUAAUGCCUUCUUCGUCAAGUCCUCCGGUCUAGAGAAAAAAAAAAAAAAAGAAAAUUUUCUUCAAAAUAUAUAACCAAAUACCUUCUAAUUGCCUUCCUUGAAGGGAGCCUAAUAAAGCACAAAAAGUUACAACUAUUUCAGAUAAUGCUUUUUUUUUCCAAAAAAGAGAAAAACAUUUUCUACUUCUUUUGGCGGAGACCGAAAAAGAAAACAAAAAAAAAAUAAGAUUCGUAUUAUAUAAUUAUAGCUACGCUAUAUUUUUGAGAAUGCAGUAUAAUUUUAGAAGUUUGUAAGGUUUGUAAAAGUAGAAUGUAAGCGACUUGUAGGGCUAUAGGGCUUGUGAAUUUUUUUAGAUGACGAAUGACAGUGCCGGCGCUAAUAAAUUUUUGAUAAAAGUGCGCGCGAUAUUUGUUAUUAAUUUUCGGUAUUAUGUUACUUUAACAAAGUUAAAGAAAAAUAAAAAAAAAACAAAAAAAAAAAAAAAUAGAGGGAAAAAAAGAAGUUAAGAUAUUUUUGAGGUAUUGUCGUCGAUAAAGCGAAAGGCACUGAUAUGUAUAUACAAUGUGACUGAAAGAGUCUUAUUAAUAGGUGUAUUAAAUUGUUAAUAUAUAAUUAUUUAAUGAUUUAUCGUUUUUUUUUUUUACACAGAGUGUAGAUUAAAAAAAAGUUGUAAUUUUUCUUAUUAUGUUUCUCUCCUAUACAAAAUAUGUUGUAUUGUGUUUUUGACUUCCUCGAGAGCAAAGUAGGAAAUAUUAUUGCGUUUAUUGUAUUAAGUUUAUCAUUAAAAAAAAAUUAUUAUAAGGAUAACAUUCCAAUAAGUACCAUUUUAUCAUGGAAAAAAAAAAACUACGUGAUGCCUUACGAAAAGACAUUGCUGCUUUAUAUCAACUUUUAGCUUAUAUAUGUAUAGAAAGAAACCAGAAAAAAAAUAAAUUGUGAAGCUAAAAAAAAUUUAACGAUGAGGAAAAGAAGUGAAGAAUUAUCGACGUAUUAAUAGGAGUAAGGUUUCUAAAUAUUUUUCAUAUCAUUUUACGUAUGAGAAUUUAUUAAUUAUUAUUAUAUUAUUAUUAAUCGGAUCAUCGUUUAAGAUUCGUUUCCUCUUAAUCAAUAUAAGGGCGAAUACUUUGCAAAGAAGCAAUGGAAAUAUUUAAAAAAAAAAAAAGGAAAGAAAACUACCUCUGAACAAAAAAAAUAAAAUAAAAUAAAAAGAUGAUAAGAAGAUGAAGAAGCGAUUCUUUUUGCAGCUUUACCGAAGAAUUAUUAAAAUAUUGUUCACAAAAUGUAUAUCCAAAGCAUCUCUACAACUCUGUAAUAUAAAAUACAAAGACGAAAAAAUAAAUAUUACAAUAGCACA
Molecule: messenger RNA, 3746 nt
Organism: Leptopilina boulardi
Lineage: Eukaryota; Metazoa; Arthropoda; Insecta; Hymenoptera; Figitidae
Product: protein unzipped
Exons: 5
Coding region: 488-1915 (475 amino acids)
Source: RefSeq, a predicted model, not a curated record